UUCACUUUUCCCUCCCGUCUCGAAGUGAACUGUCCGGAAGUGACCGAACAAACGACGAGCAAAUCGGUUUCAUUUCCUCUUAUGACGCUACCAUAGCCCCACUAUAGGUGGCUUUUGUGUUUUAUUGGCGCCUAGGCUCGCCCACCGUUGGCUGCCUCUCGGUGUCUGCGAGCGUACACGUUUCCUUAGGGGAGGUUGUUGGAAGCCGUUAUAGCCGUUGGUUUGGUGCGUUCGGACUUACACAGAUUUUGAAGAUGUCGUAUAUGCUUCCACAUUUACAUAAUGGCUGGCAAGUAGAUCAGGCCAUUCUUUCAGAAGAAGACCGUGUCGUGGUCAUUCGCUUUGGGCAUGACUGGGAUCCAACAUGUAUGAAAAUGGAUGAAGUUUUAUAUAGUAUAGCUGAAAAGGUGAAAAAUUUUGCAGUUAUUUAUCUUGUGGAUAUCACAGAAGUACCAGACUUCAACAAGAUGUAUGAACUGUACGAUCCCUGCACUGUCAUGUUUUUCUUCAGAAACAAACACAUAAUGAUUGAUUUAGGCACUGGUAACAACAACAAAAUUAACUGGGCAAUGGAAGACAAGCAAGAGAUGAUUGACAUCAUAGAAACAGUUUAUAGAGGAGCACGUAAAGGUAGAGGUCUUGUUGUGUCACCAAAGGACUACUCAACCAAAUAUAGAUAUUAAUAAUUUGGCUAUUUAUCUCAAGUGUAUCUUCUUCUGAAGCUUUAUAAUCUCAAACUUUGUAUAGAAUAUUCCUGCUUGUUCAUAUCUCCAUUGUGAAUAUAUUUUGAAUUUAUGUAAAUAUGUCACUUAAUUUUCAUGGAAAAGUUUGAUUUGAUGUUAGAAAUAAAGU
Messenger RNA from Rhineura floridana, 852 nucleotides. It is a transcript of the gene TXNL4A, whose product is annotated as thioredoxin like 4A. The coding region runs from base 255 to 683 and encodes 142 amino acids. NCBI's taxonomy places the organism in Eukaryota, Metazoa, Chordata, Lepidosauria, Squamata, Rhineuridae. Gene Ontology annotation, biological process: mRNA splicing, via spliceosome. The transcript is spliced from 4 exons. The record is from RefSeq and is a predicted model, not a curated record. Gene Ontology annotation, cellular component: U5 snRNP; U4/U6 x U5 tri-snRNP complex; spliceosomal complex.